Molecule: messenger RNA, 3614 nt
Organism: Echinops telfairi (small Madagascar hedgehog)
Lineage: Eukaryota; Metazoa; Chordata; Mammalia; Afrosoricida; Tenrecidae
Gene: CAMK4
Product: calcium/calmodulin dependent protein kinase IV
Exons: 11
Biological process (GO): protein phosphorylation
Molecular function (GO): calcium/calmodulin-dependent protein kinase activity; calmodulin binding; ATP binding
Source: RefSeq, a predicted model, not a curated record
UCGUCCUGCUCCUCGGUCGCCGCUGGGGCGGCCCCAGGGGCCGGCAGCCUCGUCCCCGAUUACUGGAUCGACGGCUCCAACCGGGACGCGCUGAGCGAUUUCUUCGAGGUGGAGUCGGAGCUGGGACGGGGUGCUACAUCCAUUGUGUACAGAUGCAAACAGAAGGGGACACAGAAGCCUUAUGCUCUCAAAGUGCUAAAGAAAACAGUGGACAAAAAAAUCGUCAGGACUGAGAUAGGAGUUCUUCUUCGCCUUUCACAUCCAAACAUUAUAAAACUUAAAGAGAUAUUUGAAACCCCUACUGAAAUCAGUCUGGUUCUCGAGCUCGUCACAGGAGGAGAACUGUUUGACAGGAUUGUGGAAAAGGGAUACUACAGUGAACGAGAUGCCGCAGAUGCUGUUAAACAAAUCCUGGAGGCAGUUGCUUACCUACAUGAAAAUGGGAUUGUCCAUCGUGAUCUGAAGCCAGAGAAUCUUCUCUAUGCAACGCCAGCCCCGGAUGCACCACUCAAAAUCGCUGAUUUUGGACUCUCUAAAAUUGUGGAACAUCAAGUGCUCAUGAAGACAGUAUGUGGAACCCCAGGGUACUGCGCUCCCGAAAUUCUCAGAGGCUGUGCCUACGGACCCGAGGUGGACAUGUGGUCUGUAGGAAUAAUCACCUACAUCUUACUUUGUGGAUUUGAACCAUUUUAUGAUGAAAGAGGCGAUCAGUUCAUGUUCAGGAGAAUUCUGAAUUGUGAAUAUUACUUUAUCUCCCCCUGGUGGGAUGAAGUAUCUCUAAAUGCCAAGGACUUGGUCAGAAAAUUAAUUGUUUUGGAUCCUAAGAAACGACUGACUACUUUUCAAGCUCUCCAACACCCAUGGGUCACAGGAAAAGCAGCCAAUUUUGUGCACAUGGAUACCGCACAAAAGAAGCUCCAGGAAUUCAAUGCCCGGCGCAAGCUUAAGGCAGCAGUGAAGGCGGUGGUGGCCUCUUCCCGGUUGGGAAGUGCCAGCAGUCACAGCAGCAUCCAGGAGAGCCACAAGGCCAGCCAAGAUUCCUCCCCAGUCCCAGAAGGCGACAAAGACAUCCAAGUUUCCCCGGAGGGAGAGAGAGGUCCAGGGGCAUUGGAGGGGGCAGAGGCUGAGCUGAUAAAGGAACGGGCUUUAGGGGAAGGUCCGGCUGUAGACAUAAGUGCUUUGGAAACCCCCCAAACAGCACCAGAAACCCUGGAAGAUGGGCUACAGGUGGCUGAGUCAGAAGAAGGAGGAGGCCUGAUAGAGGAAAAGCUUAAGAGCCUGGAGGAAGCGGCAGUCCCCACAGAAGCACCAGACAGCUCUGUGGGACUCGACAUUCAGAAGUUUGACUUGAACCUGCCAGAGUUUUAGGUUGGCUUCUUAAUACCUGGAAGCCAAACCCUGGUAUUUCAUGCACUUUCCUUCAGCAAGGAAGAUGUGGAAGCAUGAUAAUAACUAUAGUGAUUCUGUUCUUGAGGUGCAAAAAACUACCUAUAUACCAGUUGGUAAUCCUAGCUUCAAUGCAUGUGACUGCUUUAUGAACAUAAUAGUGUUUUUUUGCGGCAUGUAAUGGAUAACUAAGACUGAGGAGUUAAAUUUGAAGUGCAAGUAACCACAACAUCACAUUUACACACACAGACGUUUCACCAGAGACCUGGGGCACACAUAUGACAUCAAUAAUAACCGAGUGGGUUUUUUUUUUCUUUGAAAACUAAGCCAUCCUGUAUCCCGAUUUCAUCACAAGGCAGUCAUUUCUUUGGACUAGAGCUAAGCUAAGACCAAGUAGUCCCUCAAGGUGUGUUCUCAUGCCAGCCACACUUGACUUUUUAUCAUCAUCACAUUCAAACUGUUUACAAGGAGACGGUUGUAGGUGGUAGUUGUACGGUACAGCAAAAACACAUUCCACUCAUAAUGGUGAGAAACUGAAGCAUAUUUUCAAGGGUCAUGAAACCAUAUAGCUCUAAAAAUUAUGUAAACAAGUUUAUCAUUGUUUAUAUGUGUCAUAUUAAUAACAAAAAAAAGUUCAUUCAUAAAAUGCUGCCAUUUUUCCAUAUUGGAGGAAAUCCAAGGGGGCUUCAAAAUGUUUGCGAAAAAAAGAAUCAUUAUCUUUUCAUUCCAUUCACUCAUGAACUUUCUGAAGCCCCUCAUCUACACACACUCCUGUUGAGGAAUACAUUAUCCUCUCACCUGCUCUCCCAGAGGGGUGCUUCUGAUGGAAACAAGCAAACCCUUGAAAGGGACUUAGAGUAAUGGAGAACAUUUGACUUCUUGUUCUCUUUGUGAUAAAAUUGUGUUUACUCAUUACGUUUGGACAGCUUGACCAACAGAGACUUUUUCAUGGAUAAGUUCUGUAAGGACCAAGUUCCGAGUGUUCAAAAGAUCUAUUCCAACAGCUGGUGCCAAAAUAUCUGAAAAUGGUAGGAAUGACCUCCCAUUACAUGAUCAUUACUGACUGUGCCAGAGUGAGAGAACCUUUUUGCUUCAAAAAGUUCUCUUUUCUUUCAUGGUUAUCUAGAUAAACUAUGCAUGAACUAAAGACAUUUAUCUGCCAUAUCUUCUUUUUCAUACUUUGAAUAGAUGUGUCCAGAUUUUACAACAUACUUUUGAAAGUUUCCACUUUAAACAGUUUAGAACCAUGCCAUUCAUAUUUUACCCUUGAAAAACUCAUAAAAAUAAACCACCAUGAGAACUAAGAAUUCAAAUCAGACUCCUAAGAAGCUGGAAAUGUUUGUGAUUUCUUUUUAGGAUAAAUCUCGCUUAUCUUUGAUUUAGAUAAAAUAUCAACACUUUCCCCAUACCAAGGUCAAACUAAUUCCAGAUUUAUUUUUGGCUUUGAGUUUAAAUUGACAAGUCACUCUUGAUGAAGUUCCUUAAUUUACCAAAAGCAAUGAUUAUGUUUGAAGGCCGAAAUAAUAGACAGUGAAAAUGACUCUCACACAAAAAUCCUCAUUUUUUAAAAAAAAAGACCUUUGGAUGUUUUGGAUUUUCUUCCAAACUAUUAUAUGGGGAAAUGAAAUUCAGUCUCUUGUUCCUGAAGAUUCUUAGAACUCAGUAGUUAUCUUGCCUCCCAAGCACAAACCUUCCUUUCCUGCCUUCCUUUUGGGAAGAAAACCCAGUACAGCUUCCUGUCUACCACAUAAGGGGCCUGCCUUGUCCUUGACACAGAGGACCAGAGUCCGGGAGAGGCCCCUCCUUUGAGUUUCCGAGUAAGCUCAUUCUUGUUUUUUCUUUUCUUAAGUAGUAAAAGUGCUCUUCUCUCUUGCUUUCCUUCCUUUAAUUAUUCCCUGUCCGAAUUCUCGUUUUUGCUAUUAAAAUAAAUAAAUAAAAGGGCUCACUAUGUUUAACCUUUAAAAUGAUUUCUUCCCUGAGCUUUCCUAAAAGCUCUUGGCUCUUUAAAAUCCAGGGGGAAAGCUGCCAUCUGCAAAGCCUGUUCCUAGUGCACUUUCCCCAGGUAUGCUGGCAGAGAUAAAGCAGCACCUGCCAAACUGAACUUCUGUCAGGUGCAAAUCUCUCAGAGAAGGGAAGUGCACACAUUUUCCAGAAGUAGAGCACCAUAGGAGGCUUGUUAGACAGUGUCCAGCACUUGGGUGUUGAGAAAACACUGUGUGGGGCCUUUC